AUGCCAUUGGAUUACGCGCUUCAAAACGAACAGCUUGCCGCAGCAAAGUACUUAAUUGAGGUGCUAGGAGAGAAAAAUAAGGAAGGAUUGACACCGCAACACUAUGCAGCGCGCAGUGGUCACCUAAAAAUUGCUUGCCAUUUCUUGGAAGAAUGUACGGAUUUAAACGUAAGAGACAGAGACGGGAGAGUUCCACUUCAUCAUGCAACAAUCUUGGGCCACACCGAUAUUGUCCGCUACUUGACAGAAAAGGGAGCGAAAUUAAAUGAAAAAGACAAGGAUUAUAUGACACCACUGCACUAUGCAGCACGCGAUGGACAGUUCGACGUCGCUUGCUGUCUUUUAGAAAAAAAAGCGGAUUUGGAUUUGAAGGACAAAUAUGGGUGGACACCGCUACAUUAUGCAACGCAGAAUGGACAUACCGAUAUUGUGGAGCGGUUGGUAGAAAAUGGUGCAAAUAUUAACUUGAGGGACAAUAAUGGAUGUACACCACUGGAACUCGCGUCAGAAAACAAACAGUUUGAGGUACUGAAAUAUCUAAUUGAGAAAGCAGUGGAAUUUGAUAAGGAUGAAGGGAGAACUCCUCUGCAUCUCGCCGCGCACUUUGGCCAUCAAGAUGUUCUAAAACAUUUCAUCGAAAAAAAAGUGGAUAUCAAUGCGAAGAAUAAAAGUGGAAGAACGCCGUUACAUUUCGCAGCACAUUUUGGACAUCUGAAUCUUGUUCGCAUUAUGGCGGAAAAGGGUGCAGAGUUGGAUGCGAAGGAGAAGGAGGGGUGGACACCGUUGCACUAUGCAGUGCGUAAUGGUCAAACCGAUAUUGUUCAGUGGUUGGUAGAAAACGGAGCAAGUAUUAAGAGAACGCCGCUACAUUACGCAGCGUACUUUGGUCAUUCGGAAGUCAUCGCUUAUUUCAAAGCAAAAGGAUUGGACAUCAAUGCGAAAGACAAAGACAGACUAGCACCAAUACAUUACGCAGUAAAUAAUGGUCGCCUGGAUGUCGUUUGCUGUUUAUUACAAAACGGGGCAGAUAUUAAUAUAGAAGACGCAAAAAACAAACGACUUUUGGAGUAUGCGUCUGAAAGGAAACAGCUUGAGAUACUGAGGUUUCUAAUUGAACAACGAGUGGAAUUUUACGGGACGAAUAAGCGAAAUAGGACACCGCUACAUUACGCAGCGCAGUUUGGUUAUUCGGAACUUAUUGUUUAUUUCAAAAAGAGGGGAUUGGACGUUAAUUCGGCACCACUGCAUUACGCAGUGCAUCAUGGCCAUUUGGAUGUUAUUCGUUGCUUGGUGGAACACGGAGCGCACAUUAGCGCGAAAGACAAUAAAGGGAUGACACCACUGCAUUGGGCGGUGAAGGAAGGUUAUUUAAAUGUUGUUCACUAUCUGAUAGAGCUUGGAGCAGAUAUCGAAGCGAGGGACGUUAAGGGGAGGACACCACUGUUCUAUUCAGUGCUUAAAGGCUUUCUCAAUAUUGUUCGCUGUCUGGUUGAAAAAGAAGCGGAAGUAAAUGCGAAAGACAUUGACCGAGUGACACCGUUACACUGCGCGGCACGCUUUGGUCAAAUGGACAUUCUUCGAUAUCUCCUGGAAAAAAAAGCUUGUUCAAAUUCAGAGGACAAGCAUGGAGUAGGAUUCUUUCUUCGGUGUUAUUUUAGGCUUGAUAAGAAGACACCGCUUCACUACUCAGCGAGCAAUGGUCGCUUUGACGUUGUCUGUUAUUUGGAAGAGAAAGGAGCAGAUCUACUUGUGAAAGAUUAUCAUGGAGUCACACCAUUGCAUUACGCAGCAUAUCGUGGGCAUUUUGAUGUUGUUCGCUGUUUAGUGGAAAAAGGAGCUGAUAUUAACGCACGAAGUAAACGGCAGUACACACCGCUGGAUUUCGCCAACUGCAGAAACCACGUUGAUAUUGCGAAGUAUUUGGAAGGCAAGUUGGCUGCAAAAAUCCGAAGUGACGUAAAAUUAGUCGAUGAAGCAGGGCAACUGAAUCAAAAGCAGCUUUCAAACCUCAUGACAAGUGAAAUUUCUGCUAUGAAAAUUUUAUCUGAAGAAGUCAAAUUAUGGAAGAAGAUUGCUGAAGGAAAGGAGGGUCCAGUGUACAGAGGGACGUUUCAAACAAAAUCGGUUGCAGUGAAGGUGUUGCAAAAAAAAAGGAAGGAGAUUUUACCUGCCUUAGACCAGUUAGAACAUCGAGAUGUGAUUAAAUAUUUUGUUUUUCUGGACGAUAAACGAAACGCAAAAAUUUCUGAUUUUGGAAUACGUCAGUUAUGGGAGGAACAUAAAGACGCACUCUGCAUUCCUCUUGGAACAAUCGUUUAUAUGGCUCCCGAAACUGUAUGUAGUCUGCACGUCUCAAAAGAGUCAUAUUGGGAGAUGGAAACGAUAAAGGAAAGCAAAUGGGUGGAACCACUCUAUGCAGCGAAGUCGGAGGUAAAAAACGCUAUGACACAGAUGCAUGAGGAAAUUAAGUAUAAAUAG
This is a messenger RNA of Enterobius vermicularis (human pinworm), 2478 nucleotides long. Lineage: Eukaryota; Metazoa; Nematoda; Chromadorea; Rhabditida; Oxyuridae. The record is from the annotation of a GenBank genome assembly.